ACAGAGGACGGCUUGUUCUUCAGAUAGAGUUCGUAUAAUCGAACAUCGUUUAUUGAUCUAACGCCAAACAAUGCAGGCCACGCAGAAUGGAUUAGGAUUAUUUCGCGUAUUUAAACCAACGAUUCUAUUUCAAGCGCCUUCUUUACCAUCGAGUCAACAGAUCCUGCUACAGCCGGAGUUUGCUACUACAGCAGCUCUAUGGAAUCAGAGUUUGGGACACUUGAGUUAUUCAAGCUUAACAAUGGCACCUCCUUCUACAUCGUCCCAUGUGCCGCACAUCGGUUUUCAUGAUGUUCAGAAUACGUGCGUUUCUAUAUUCAACCAACAAUCAGCCUCUGAGGCUAAUACACGACACCAAAUUCUUCAACAACCAAAUGAUAUCGCUCAAACCGGCCCUAUUGCUUCUGUAAUUAAAAUCGAGGAUGAUAUUUCAACCAGUGCGACUAGUACUUCGACUGCUGCAUUGCUGGAUUGUAAAACUCGCAAGAAGAAGUACCCAUGUCCUCUGUGUGAAGUAAGAUGUAGUAAUAACGGUCAAUUACAGGGACAUCUGCGAAUUCAUACCGGAGAAAAGCCGUAUAUUUGCAACUAUGAGGGAUGUGAUAGGCGCUUUGCGCGCAACGAAGAGUUAACAAGACACAAGCGUAUUCAUACAGGGUUUCGACCACAUAAAUGUGAGGCAUGUCAUAAGGCAUUUGGUCGGAAAGAUCACUUGAACAAGCACCAGAAGACACAUUUACAAGAGUCCGAGAAAAAAGUUUUCAUUUGUGCUAUUUCGGGAUGCAAACAGAGGUAUAGUCGAUCGGACGCUCUCAGUAGACACAAGUGGGCAGCCCAUGCCAUUACUAAACCUUUAUCAUCGCGAACUCGAAGAGCAAUAAAGUCGACAGAGAAGUCGACAGAUGUACGAAAUUUGUAAUACUAACGAUAAGAAUUCAAAUUACUGGUUAUUCAAUCGUCGAGACUGAAAUAUGUAUUUGUUCUUAGUCCUGCAUGGGUGAAGAGACAUUGGAGUGGUAAGCUGUUUGGAUGUUUGGGGCGUGAGGUGUUUAGAUAAGUAGAUUGAAUGGACGACUUGUAAUUUCUCUUAUUUUGAAUCAUUCUGUUGUGACCUUUUGGGACUGUUGUCUCAGACUAUUCAUUACAGGUCAGCUACACAAAUUAUGACAGAAAAGACAGUUGAUUAAGUACUGGUGUCAAAGAAUUGUGAUUUUAAUCAUUUCAAUAUUUUGACUGAUUGUUUUUCAAACGUUUUGCAUAGAAAAAAUAAGCUAACAUUUAUCCAUAAUUCCUUGUCAGAAAUAUCACAGUCAUGAAAGCGUUUGUUAGUAAAUAGUCAAACUCUUUUUUAUUAUUUGUCCUUUGGUGAACAGAAAAUUAACUUCUAUAUUGACUAGUAAUCAUUGAUAAUUAAAACACCUUUGAACGACAAUAGUGGGAUUGUUGACACUACACUGAGGCAACGCCAUACACGUCAGUAACAAAGGGCUUUGAGGGUUUUAGCGUGACAGAUAUCAGUGAUUUGAUUCCCUCUGAUUCAUAGCUUAAUUAUAUAGGGAUUUUACUAAUCUUUUUUGUUUUCGCUAACUUGUUUGCAACGCUACGUUUUAACUGGCUUAUAAAACAACCAAGCCCUAUUUUAAUGUUCGAUGAGGGUUUGAAUUUCGAUGCAAAAA
Messenger RNA from Actinia tenebrosa (Australian red waratah sea anemone), 1676 nucleotides. RefSeq lists its product as uncharacterized. The record is from RefSeq and is a predicted model, not a curated record. NCBI's taxonomy places the organism in Eukaryota, Metazoa, Cnidaria, Anthozoa, Actiniaria, Actiniidae. Gene Ontology annotation, molecular function: DNA-binding transcription factor activity, RNA polymerase II-specific; RNA polymerase II cis-regulatory region sequence-specific DNA binding. Gene Ontology annotation, biological process: regulation of transcription by RNA polymerase II.